Saprolegnia parasitica CBS 223.65 is the source of this 195-nucleotide messenger RNA. RefSeq lists its product as hypothetical. NCBI's taxonomy places the organism in Eukaryota, Oomycota, Saprolegniomycetes, Saprolegniales, Saprolegniaceae. The transcript is spliced from 2 exons. The coding region runs from base 1 to 195 and encodes 64 amino acids. The record is from RefSeq and is a predicted model, not a curated record.
AUGACAUGUGACGUCAUGUACGACGGUCCGUUGCCGUUUGAUUCGGAGACACUGCGUGGGCGGUACGGCUACCUCCAUGCGCUCCUCUCAGGCGACACGAAAGCAGCGUGCCAGGAGGUCCGUGAGUCACCCAAAGAUGCGCUCGACAAGAGAAUCGCCUCAGUGCGCGCGGCUAUGCAGAAGGGUGCACCGUAA